CUUCUCUCCUCUUGCGUCAGGAAAGUGAAAUUCACGGGCGAGGCAGUGAGGUGGUUAUUGUUGCCGAGCAUCAGCAUCAGCAGGAGCAGUAAACGCACUUCCCACAACCAGAGAUCCUGGUCUUGGCUGAAAAGUAGAGAAUACUUGGGAUUGGGCAGCUCUUCCGCCCGCUCUCCACUUCUCUACAACUUUUUCGAGAGUGACUGUCGAAACCCACCUCUCCCGCUGCCUGUGCCUUGUAUAAACCAGAAAAACAUUAAAACACUCCCCUCCCCCCUGGACACCUCCAUCCCGCGUGGCAGCUCUCCGCCCGACUGCUGGAGAACCACGCUCAAACUGGCUACGCGUCGGCCAUAGCUGAGCAGUCUUGCCAACGAUUCACGAUCAACAAACACACCUGUCUGCCCGCCCGCCCGCCCGCACCCACGCACCCACGGACGCACGCCCGCCCGCACGAACGCAACCUCGCAAACACGCCCGCACGCACCCACCCACCAUGGACGCUGUCGCCUUACGGACGCGUAUCCAGGCCACCCUGACUCCCGAUGCCGACGUUAGACAGCAGGCCGAAGUCGAGCUGAAGUCGGCUGAAGAGGCCACCGGCUUCCUCGAUGCCCUGCUCAACAUCCUCGAGGCCGAGCAGGACAACGGUGUCAGGCAGUCCACCGCCAUCUACUUUAAAAACCGCGUCAACAAGGGCUGGGCCAAGGUAGACGAGGUGCAACCCACAUCUACUGCGAUCCAGGAGAACGAAAAGGCCGCUGUGCGCCAACGACUGGUUCCCGUCAUCGCCAAAUCCCAUCCGAACAUCCGCCCCCAGCUCAUUGUUGCCCUGCAAAAGAUUUUGCACUGCGACUUCCCCAAGCAAUGGCCGGACUUUGUCGACGUCACCAACAGCCUUCUCCACUCGCAAGAUGUGUCGUCGGUCUUCGCCGGCUUGCAGUGUCUGCUGGCCAUCUGCCGAACAUAUCGAUUCAAGUUGGGAGACAGUAGGGGCGACUUUGACAAGAUCGUGGAGGCCACCUUCCCCCAGCUCUUGAACAUCGGGAAUAGCUUGGUCAAUGAGGAGAGCCUCGAAGCGGGAGAGAUGUUGAGGACAGUGCUCAAGGCCUACAAGCACGCGAUAUACUUUGAGCUACCACAGCAGCUACGAUCGCACCAAGCCAUGGUGGACUGGUGCACGCUAUUUCUGCGCGUCGUUGCAAAGACUCCGCCAGCCAACUCGAUGAUGGAAGACCUGGACGAGCGCGAGGUCAAUCACUGGUGGAAGUGUAAAAAGUGGGCAUACGUGAAUCUGAACAGGCUCUUUGUCCGAUAUGGCAAUCCGGCGAGCUUGCAAAAGGGAAACGGCGAGGAUUACUCGGCAGUUGCGAAGAGCUUCAUUGCAACAUUCGCUCCAGAAAUAUUAAAGGGAUACCUGGGCCAGAUCGAGCUCUGGGUGGGCAAAAAGAUCUGGCUGAGCAAGCCAUGUCUGUCCUAUACGCUGGGCUUUCUGGACGAAUGCGUGAAGCCCAAGGCCAUGUGGGAUCACCUCAAGCCACACAUGCCUAUUCUGAUUGAGCAUCUGAUCUUCCCGGUCUUGUGCCAGACCGAUGAGGAUCUCGAGCAAUUUGAGGAGGAGCCUGCGGAGUAUCUGCAUCGCAAACUGAACUUCUAUGAAGAAGUAUCCGCACCAGAUGUCGCUGCAACCAAUUUCCUCGUGACACUGACGAAGGCGCGAAGGAAGCAGACUUUUGAGGUGCUGGCAUUCAUCAACAACAUUGUGAACAAGUACGAGGCUGCUCCAGAUGAUCAGAAGAACCCCCGAGAGAAGGAAGGUGCGCUGCGUAUGAUUGGGACGCUCGCAAAUGUCAUUCUGGGCAAGAAAAGUCCCAUCGCAGACCAAGUUGAGUACUUCUUUGUGCGGCACGUCUUUCCAGAAUUUCGCAGCCCCCACGGCUUUCUGCGAGCUCGGGCCUGCGAUACCUUGGAGAAGUUUGAGUCGCUGGACUUCAAGGAUCCAAACAACCUCUCCAUCAUUUACCGCAACAUCCUCGAGUCCAUGGCUGAUCCAGACCUGCCUGUACGAGUCGAGGCUGCACUCGCACUUCAACCUCUCAUCCGUCACGACCCUAUCAGGGUGAUGAUGCAGCAAAACAUUCCACAGAUCAUGCAGCAACUACUCAAACUUGCUAAUGAGGUCGACGUUGAUGCACUUGCCAAUGUCAUGGAGGACUUCGUUGAAGUCUUCGCUCAGCAGCUCACACCUUUCGCUGUCGCGCUUAGCGAGCAACUCAGGGACACGUAUGUGAGGAUCGUACGGGAACUCAUUGAACGAAAUCAAGGAAAGGAUGGUGAAGACAACUACGGCGAUUUCCUGGACGACAAGAGCAUAACAGCACUCGGUGUAUUGCAGACGAUUGGGACACUGAUCCUCACGCUGGAGAGCACACCCGACGUCCUCGCACACUUGGAGCAGAUCCUGAUGCCUGUCAUCACGAUAACCCUUGAACACAAGCUGUACGAUCUGUACAACGAAGUCUUUGAAAUCAUUGAUAGCUGCACAUUCGCCGCCAAGGUCAUUUCGCCAACCAUGUGGCAAGCUUUCGAACUCAUCCACCGGACCUUCAAGUCUGGUGCCGAGCUCUACCUAGAGGACAUGCUUCCUGCGCUCGAGAACUUUGUCAACUACGGAUGGCGGCAACUACUCGAAAGUCCGCAACACCUCGAUGCGAUCGUGGACAUGGUCCGCACCAUCUUUAAGGACGACAAAGUGGGGGGUGUCGACCGGAUAUGCGGCUGCAAGCUGGCCGAAAUCCUCAUGCUCAAUCUCAGGACUGGUAUUGAUAACUACGUCCCUGAAUUCAUCCAGCUAGCCAUGACUGUGCUUACCAAUGACGAUCUCAAAGUGAAGUCCUACAAGAUUCACCUGAUGGAGAUGGUCAUCAACGGCAUCUACUAUAAUCCACGACUUGCUCUGAGCGUGCUGGAGGCGAACGGCUGGACGAAUAAGUUCUUCAGCUUGUGGUUUUCCAGCAUCGACAGCUUUACACGUGUACACGAUAAGAAGCUUUCGAUUGGCGCCAUCACGUCGUUGCUGUCGUUGCGUGGCGAUGAAGUGCCACAAAGUGUGCAACCCGGGUGGCCUAGACUGCUACAGGGCGUUGUGCGCCUUUUCCAGACUCUUCCUGCUGCACUCAAGAACAGAGAAGAGGCUCAGAAGGAUGAGGAUUUCGGGUUGUCUGGUGACUACGACGACGACGAAGAGGAAGAAGAGGAGUGGGAAGCUGAAGACUGGGAAGCCGAAGAGACCGAAGAGACCACAGACGUCAAAGACGAAAGCACUGCGUAUCUCGACUUCCUUAGCCAGCAAGCAAGCAAAUUCAAUGCAGCAGUUGGCGAGGACGAGGGCGAGGACGAACUAGAAGAGGAGAGCUUGUUGGAGACGCCACUGGACGCAAUGGAGCCGUACCAACUGUUCAAGCAGACGCUGGAGACGAUGCAUACCACACAGCCACAAUUCUACACCCAGCUAUACGGCAUGCUUGGCCCAGAAGAACAACAAGUCGUUCAAUCUGCCAUCGAACAAGCAACCAAGAUCCAACAGGCUCAGCAACAAGCAUCUGCUGGCGAUGCUGCCACUCCAACGCAGACUAAUGGCGGUGCCUAGGGGGCGGCCCUGUGAAUCCUGGAUGGCUCUCGUGUCGCCUAUCGCUACCAGCUGCUCGAUUUUCUUUGAUAAUAGUAGUUCAGAAAGAGCGCAAUUCGGCAGUGGAUACACUCGAACUCUCCAAGAUCAUGAGCAAAGUGGACAAUGAUGGGUCUGUGAGACAUCUCGAGAUGCCAUGGGCGACGCGUUACUCCUGCGCGACCACGAAAGAGACGAAUGGCUGCAUUAUUUGAUUUGCAGAAUAGCAAUGAUACCCAGAUGGAAGUGAAUCUUCUUCCUCGCGAGAGGUUUAUUCAUCGUAUCAAAGCGAGCCCCGCUUUGAACGUUGGGAAAGGAAAAUAGGUGGAUAUGAAGUAGGUGCCCAUGAGGGAUGAAAGUACGUUGUUUCGAGAUUUGAUAGCGUUUGCACUUGAAUGGAAAGAGC
Sphaerulina musiva SO2202 is the source of this 4073-nucleotide messenger RNA. Its product is annotated as ARM repeat-containing protein. The transcript is spliced from 3 exons. The record is from RefSeq and is a predicted model, not a curated record. Gene Ontology annotation, cellular component: cytosol; nuclear envelope. NCBI's taxonomy places the organism in Eukaryota, Fungi, Ascomycota, Dothideomycetes, Mycosphaerellales, Mycosphaerellaceae. Gene Ontology annotation, molecular function: small GTPase binding. Bases 497 to 3649 code for a protein of 1050 amino acids. Gene Ontology annotation, biological process: protein import into nucleus.